GGGGUGUCUGAGCCACACGUCACCACACAUGCAACACGAGCGCAGCACACGCCACACGCGACAAGCGCUCCCCAUGGGCCGGCUGCGCAGAGCGUGGCUGCUGAGCUCAGCCCUGGCGGAGACCCUCUUAUUCUCGGGGGGCCUCCUCGGCUGGAGCUCUUUGGGGCCCCUGCUGGCGGAGCUCGGGGUUCUUUCCGACAGCUGCGAGCCAGAUCCCAGAGCGGCGCAUGCAUGGAGUAACUAUAGUACCGCCGAGUACCCCGGAGCGGGGAGCGUGGGUCCAGCCGACUCCCCACCAUCCACAUUUUGCCCGUCUCAGGAGCAAAGCCUGAGUCUGGGGUUCUCGGUGGGCUCUCUGUUCCUGGGGGGUACAUUUCUACCCCUGCAGCUUCUCCUCGGAUAUGUCCAGCUGCGCUCUCUGCGCCAGGUCGGGGGCGCUCUCGUGGCUGUCUCUCUACUGACGCUGACAUAUUCCUGCACCAACCCUCACACUCUCUCUUUGCUCCUGCCCUUUGCCCUGGUGGGUCUAGGAGUCGGGGGCAGUUGCGUGGUGUUCACCUCUCUCAUGCUCCCGUUCUUCCUGGGGAACACGGAUACCGUCUACACCCCUCUGGUCAUCGCGUGUUACACGGCAUCGGCAACCAUGUUCACCCUGAUAAAGGUGAUUUAUUAUUCCGGGACCCCCUUUGUGCCUCUGAUCUUGGGAUUUGGAGCGCUGUCCUGCCUCAUGUUCCUCAACAGCUUCUUCUGCUGGGAUCUGGAGCAGAGCGGAGAACGACACAAGUACAGCGUCCGCCUGCGGCUGGACUGUUACGCGGCCGCGCGUCGGGAGCCGGAGGAGGCCGAUUGGUGUCAGAAGUCCCUGAAAUACAAAUUCCAGAAAUCUCUGAGGGACAAAGAGAGGAUCCUGAGCAGCCGGAGAAACAUGGAUUUCAGGAAACCAGAGGACGGCGUCUCCUCUGGGCCCCCUCUGCACCGGAGCCUCCUGAGUCCUCUCUUCGUGCUGCACCUCGUCUCCGACGCGCUCCUCCUCACCUGGCUUCACUUCUACAUCUCAUCGCUCAGCCUGCAUCUCCGCGGGGUCGCCGGGGAUCAGCGCACGGCAGAUCUGUUCUCCUCGCUGUUCGGGGCCCUGCAGAUGCUCGCGCUCUUCACGGGGCCCCUCGCCUCGCUGCUGCUGCACAGAGAGAGAGCCAUAAAGAGGGCAGGGAAAGCGGGGUGUGCGAAGCAGGGGUUUAUUAGGAGACUGUCGUUGGCCUUCGCUGUGAGGACUCUCGCGGUUGUCGGGUUCGGAAUCAGCUGUCUCGUCCCCUCUCUAGGGGUGCAGAUCCUGGGCUUCGUGCUCCACGUGACGGUGAGAAGCUCCGCGUUCCUCUUCAGUUCCUCGUUGUUCGGUUCCAUGUUUCCCGCCAGUCACUUCGGGGCCCUCCUCGGAAUCCACAUUUUUGUCUCGUCGGCCCUGACGCUCUUCCAGCAUCCGCUGUUCCUGCUGCUGACGAGCGCUCUAGGAGGAGACCCCUUCUGGAUCCACGCCGCGUUUCUCGGACUCUCUCUGAUCUCCACCUCCGUCCCUCUUUCUUUGUGCAUCAAGAGAGGCCAAGAGCCACAUCGGCCCCCGUCUCACCCCACGGCCAUCCGCAGGGCGGGCAGCUCCGAGCAGACGUCGGUGUGAAAGUGCCGCUGCCAGCUGCAGCUUCGCGGUGCCACAGACCACGCCGAGACGCGCGCAUUUCUUAUCGUUUUAUUUCCAUAAAUGUGAUCAAGUUACCCAUUAAGAAAAAAAAUAGAAAAAAAGACUAAUUGCCUCUCCCUCUCAGGCAUAAUUACAGCCCUCCCCAGCCCCAAGUGACUCCCCUCCUGGUCCCUCUUUUAUAUAGUGAUUCCUAGCCGCUCCUGGACCCUCACAAAUGGCACUCUGAGCGCAACCGCAGAGCAUCUCCCCCGCCGGGCUGAUCGUACGCUGCGGACAGGGGCCGGUGUAACGUCAUUCCGCAGAGGUCGCAAUAAAUCCCAUUAACCGUAAUUCUACGUUUCCGCUGCGUUGUGUCCCCCCCAAAAAAAUGUACAGUUUCCCUUUUCCAGCAGGGAAAGGGUUAAGUGGUUGUAUACCGUCCGUCUCACUAACAUGCGCGGGUGGCUGCGGGGAUCCGCCAACCAGACGCCGCCCGUUAGCAGAGAAAAGA
Molecule: messenger RNA, 2183 nt
Organism: Spea bombifrons (plains spadefoot toad)
Lineage: Eukaryota; Metazoa; Chordata; Amphibia; Anura; Pelobatidae
Product: large neutral amino acids transporter small subunit 4-like
Exons: 14
Coding region: 29-1672 (547 amino acids)
Biological process (GO): neutral amino acid transport
Molecular function (GO): L-amino acid transmembrane transporter activity; neutral L-amino acid transmembrane transporter activity
Source: RefSeq, a predicted model, not a curated record